Aspergillus ruber CBS 135680 is the source of this 753-nucleotide messenger RNA. RefSeq lists its product as uncharacterized. The transcript is spliced from 2 exons. The coding region runs from base 1 to 753 and encodes 250 amino acids. The record is from RefSeq and is a predicted model, not a curated record. NCBI's taxonomy places the organism in Eukaryota, Fungi, Ascomycota, Eurotiomycetes, Eurotiales, Aspergillaceae.
AUGCGCUGCACAACCAUCCAGCUCCUCAUCGCCAGCAUCGCCCUCGGCGCUCCCCUCGAGCCAGGCCUCAACCAGGGCAUCAAAUCAUGCACUAGUAACGAAUGCAAUACAAUCAAUGCACGGGCAGCCCCUGCCCCCCAGGGAACUAGCCUCGUUGACUUCUCCGCUGUUCCCACCGUUGGCACUCUGGGACAAAAUUAUAAGACCGAUGUGAUACAGGGUCGUGAUGUGAUUGAUGCCGAAGAUGUCGACGAGGAGAAGCAGAGCGAUGAGGCCAUCGCUGCUCGGGAUGUUGAAGACGAUGAUGACGAGGCUGGUGUGGAGGAGACUGACGACGACGAGACGGAUGAGCACCGGAAUGCCACCCGUGAUGCUGAAGAUGAUGGGGCCGAUGCUGAUGAGGCCAAUGAGGCCGGCGAGGACGAAGACAAUGACAACAUUGUCGAAGCCCGCAGCAUCGACAAGCGCAGGAACAGGAACCACGGCGGCAGCGGCAGUCACAGCAGCCACAACAGCCACAGCAACAAGGACAACAAGGACAACAAGGACAACAAGGACAACAAGCCCAGCACCAAACCCUCAAAUGCAAACCCAGCUCCCAGCAAAACCACUCAACCCCCGAAAACCACCCAGCCCCCCAAAACCACUUCUACGCCCAGCGCCAGCGCCACGCCUUCCGGCCGGGUGUGCAAGAACAAGAGCAUGAGCAAGAACAAGAGGGAUGUCCAGCCGACUGACCCAGCCAGUCUCUGA